GUUCUUCAGCCACAAAAAAAAACUGGCGAAGUCAAAAUCUUUUGACAGUGAAAGGACCUUUGAAGAAGAAGAAUCGCGAUUUCGAGCUCUAUGGUGUCCGUAAACCCUAGACCUAAGGGUUUUCCAGUUUUCGAUUCCUCGAAUAUGAGUUUACCAAGCUCCGAUGGAUUUGGUUCGAUUCCGGCCACGGGACGGACCAGUACGGUGUCGUUUUCUGAGGAUCCGACGACGAAGAUUCGGAAGCCGUACACAAUCAAGAAGUCGAGAGAGAAUUGGACAGAUCAAGAGCACGAUAAAUUUCUAGAAGCUCUUCACUUAUUCGAUAGGGAUUGGAAGAAAAUAGAAGCCUUUGUUGGAUCAAAAACAGUAGUUCAGAUACGAAGCCACGCUCAGAAAUACUUUCUCAAAGUUCAGAAGAGUGGUGCUAACGAACAUCUUCCACCUCCUCGACCUAAGAGGAAAGCGAGUCAUCCUUAUCCUAUAAAGGCUCCUAAAAAUGUUGCUUAUACCUCUCUCCCGUCUUCGAGUACAUUACCGUUGCUUGAGCCUGGUUAUUUGUAUAGCUCUGAUUCGAAGUCAUUGAUGGGAAACCAGGCUGUUUGUGCAUCUACCUCUUCUUCGUGGAAUCAUGAAUCGACAAAUCUGCCAAAACCGGUGAUUGAAGAGGAACCGGGAGUCUCGGCCACGGCUCCUCUCCCAAAUAAUCGCUGCAGACAGGAAGAUACAGAGAGGGUACGAGCAGUGACAAAGCCAAAUAACGAAGAAAGUUGUGAAAAGCCACAUAGAGUGAUGCCGAAUUUUGCUGAAGUUUACAGCUUCAUUGGAAGUGUCUUCGAUCCCAACACAUCAGGCCACCUCCAGAGAUUAAAGCAGAUGGAUCCAAUAAAUAUGGAAACGGUUCUUUUACUGAUGCAAAACCUGUCUGUAAAUCUGACAAGUCCCGAGUUUGCAGAGCAAAGGAGGUUGAUAUCAUCAUACAGCGCUAAAGCUUUGAAAUAGAGAUAGAAUAAAACAAUAAUGUACCUUAUGUGAGAUCAAGAGACAAUCAUCCAAGGUCUGUAUGCAUUGCUUGGAUUUAGGCCUCGUGUUCUCACUACAGGAGCAGAACCAAUCGCAAAGACUCUUAGAUGGCUACUGAGUUGUGGUUUUUAUGUCUCUGUAAGUCGCGGUGGAGCACACGUGUUUGUCCUGUCUUGUGUAUGUGUGUAUAGAUAAUACAAGGUUUUGCAGAGUAAGGUCACAGUUAGCUGCAAGUGAGUUUGGAUCAAUCUUAAGAUUAAAACCCUGAGAGUGAGUGUCCAAAGAGACUGUGUAAUAUUGGUUUGGCGGUCAGCAGAAGAGUUUUGAAGUGCACAUCCAGUUAGUGAUAACACGGUUGAAGAAAAGGUAAGGUUACAAGUUUAGUUUUGAAUAAUUGUAUACUCAAAAAAUAUGAAUGUAUAAAGAAUAAUCACUUGAGUCGCCUUAUUCCGCCUGAUUAACUGUUGCAUUCCACAUUGAGUGUUCCAUCUCCAAGGAAAACAUACACGUUCGAGCCUUUUUGUGACUCACACUUAAAUCAAACAGUAGCAGCAAGAGCAUUCACAAAAUUACAAUGUCUAGGGACUGUAAGCACAUGAUCAAACCACUCAACUUUCCCCCUAAUUUCACAACUUUCCACUCAACCUCAUCAUUGGUUAGGGUUUGAUCAGGUUUCCGGCAGAGGGUGAAUCAGCUAUGGUUCUCAUAAGCUCUCAGUUUGAAGCAAACAUAAAGACAACUCUCCGUGUGUCCCAAGAGUGACCUGAACUUGCAAAGCUCUGGUGUUUUCAGUAUAGGAAGCGACGGAAUUAAUGUUCAUUGCGGCGUCGGCGUCUUCUUCUUCUUCGUCGGCUUUCUCUUGCUUUUCAUUGAUACAGAUGGACUAACGUAGGGUUUACGGAUCCCGGCGUUUAAAGAAAGAAGACGACACGUUAGGCUAAAUAUUUGUUGGGCUUUAUGGGCCGAUGCAAAAUUGCAAGAUUUUGUUAACUUUGUUACCACACGCCAUCUGUGUUACCUUUCGACAGAGACCCCUUCAGACUUGAACUCUGGUUUCAAAAAACCAAAAAGCCUAAAAUAGAAUAUGCAAAUACCAGGGACUCCAGCGUUCAUAGAAGAAAAUCAACUACUGUUAAUUAAAAGCAUCCCCAUAUCACAAGCACCAAGAGAAACGAGAGUCCAUAGAGACAAAGUAUAUAUUUUUUUUUUCUUUUUUUUUUUGU
Molecule: messenger RNA, 2243 nt
Organism: Arabidopsis thaliana (thale cress)
Lineage: Eukaryota; Viridiplantae; Streptophyta; Magnoliopsida; Brassicales; Brassicaceae
Product: Homeodomain-like superfamily protein
Exons: 8
Coding region: 91-999 (302 amino acids)
Biological process (GO): regulation of gene expression; regulation of DNA-templated transcription
Cellular component (GO): nucleus
Molecular function (GO): DNA binding
Source: RefSeq, marked reviewed